Molecule: messenger RNA, 480 nt
Organism: Pneumocystis jirovecii RU7
Lineage: Eukaryota; Fungi; Ascomycota; Pneumocystomycetes; Pneumocystales; Pneumocystaceae
Product: peptidyl-tRNA hydrolase
Exons: 4
Coding region: 1-480 (159 amino acids)
Cellular component (GO): cytosol; mitochondrion
Molecular function (GO): peptidyl-tRNA hydrolase activity
Source: RefSeq, a predicted model, not a curated record
AUGGUUAAAAACACAAUUAUACCAUCAAUUGUACCUUGCAUCUUUUUCUUUAUAUUUGGUUAUUACACAAAAACAUUUUUUCCUCAUUCUUUGAAAAAACCACAAACAUAUUUUCUAGGAUUCAAUGAAGAAUAUAAGCUUGUCUUAGUUGUUAGAACUGACCUGAAAAUGGGUAAAGGAAAAGUGGCAUCACAAUGCUCACAUGCUGCAGUUGCAUGUUAUAAAAAACUUAUGCAACAAAAUCCAGAAAUAAUUGAUUUAUGGGAAACUUUUGGACAGCCUAAAGUUGUACUACAAGUGGAAACAGAAGCUGAACUGGAAGAUCUACGUACCCAUGCAAAAUCAUUAGGAAUAUCAUCAUGCAUUAUCCAUGAUGCAGGUAGAACGCAAAUAAGCCCGAACUCAGCAACAGUGGUUGGUAUUGGGCCAGGACCAAGAUCAAUUAUUGAUCAAAUUACGGGACAUUUGAAAUUGUACUAA